ACUUUAUACUUGUCUUUUAAAUAUAAGUCUUGUUAAACUGACAUUUUCCCCAACGUGUAACGUUUGCUCACCAGGAAUUAGACUGAUGCAAUCCUCCUCGUGCGUUUAAUUGGCGGAUUGUUCGAAAAGAACAUAGCGUUCCUCACAUUUAUUAAAUUAUUGCUUGCGGUUUAAAACGUGUAUUUUAUACACAAAGCAUGCUAGUCACGUCGAGUUUAUAAGCGGUAGUUAAUGUUUUGUAAAUCGGCUUAAUUAACUUGACAUGUGAGCGGCGAACCAGCUGAUGUAGUUAGUCCAGCGCGUAAUGGAAAACCAAGAACAAGAGCAGAAACUGGUAACCUAAUAAGGAGAGACCAUUGUGGAAAACCUGCUUAAAUUGUCUCCCGCUACUGAACGCAUCGUUACACUCAACUGUUUUAUCAGCUGAGGGUUUCAUUCAUUGUUUUGGUUUUAGCCGGCUAGCACGCCGUGCUACUACCCUCAAGGCGUGGGGAGAACGAAAUGAUGCUUUCAAAGACCCUCUCAUCGACUCCGGAAAUUUCACAAAACGCUGUUAAGUUGAUAUUAAUUUACAUUAAUCUUACCGAACAUAAAGUGCAUUAACUGUCAGGUGAUGUGGGUGUUUAGAUUUAUUGAGCCAGGAACAUGUAGGAGAUUCACGUUGGUUUUAGGUUGAUUUAAAACAACAAAAGCUGACGAUUUACGUUUAUUUUUCACGUUUGAAAAGGUCAAAGCAUCCUAAUCAUGUUUUUUUGGGGGGGCAUCCUGGCCUUAUAUUUUGCUGUGCUCGCCUGUUUUCGAUGUAGUAACGCAGUAAUUACAGCAGCAUCUACACAUGAAGGCGACACUCGUGAGCCGAGCACGUCGCAGACGCGUAGGUAGCUGCUGUUUCUCCAGUUAACAUGAAAAUGCCACUCAAAACGAUGGCGGAAAGUCGCUCGUUGUGAUUGACUCUGCUUUGUCCUAAUCUGCUGCUGUGAACACACACCUGCCACUUCCUGCUCUGUGUACCCAAGCCUCUUGCCUAAGUGAACACACACCCACACACACACGUCAGAGGACCAGUAAUAAUCAAGCACUGUACUUGUCCACCGUGCUCCAGCAGUCCUGAUCUAAACAGUCUCUCUCUCUCACACACACACUAGAAGUAUUUAAAACACUUAGCCUGGUUUAGCACACACACACACAGCAAUCAUGACCAACAAGCUGUCCACCUUUGGCAAGAUCCUCCUGCGUCGCCGCGCGCUUCACUGCUCCGGCGAGGAGACCCAGUUCGCCCGUUGUUUGUCCACCUUGGACCUCAUCGCUUUGGGAGUCGGCUCCACGUUGGGCGCUGGCGUCUACGUCCUCGCCGGCGAGGUCGCCCGAGACAAGGCGGGGCCAGCGAUCGUCCUCUGCUUCCUCAUUGCCGCUCUGUCCUCCAUGCUGGCCGGUCUGUGCUACGCCGAGUUUGGCGCUCGCGUCCCCAAGACGGGCUCGGCGUACCUUUAUAGCUACGUGACGGUAGGAGAGAUCUGGGCCUUCAUCACGGGGUGGAACCUCAUCCUCUCAUAUGUCAUAGGUACAGCCAGUGUGGCCCGAGCCUGGAGCUCCACCUUUGACAACCUCGUUGAACAAAAGAUAUCUGGAUUCUUCAAAGCCUCCAUGGCGAUGAAAGUUCCAGGCAAAGUGCUGGCCGAGUACCCCGACCUGUUCGCCUUGAUCCUGGUGCUGCUGCUCACAGGACUGCUGGCCUUUGGCGUGAGCGAGUCAGCACUGGUGAACAAAAUCUUCACGGGCAUCAAUCUGGUGGUUCUGGGGUUCGUCAUCAUAUCCGGCUUCGUUAAGGGGGACACGAACAACUGGAAGCUCACAAACGACGAUUACCAGCAAUUCGUAAAGGAAACCAAUCGCACUGCAAAUGUACAGGAAGAAUUUGGCGAAGGGAAUUUUGCUCCAUUUGGCUUUGCUGGAGUCUUGAGCGGUGCGGCCACCUGCUUCUACGCCUUUGUGGGCUUCGACUGCAUCGCAACAACCAGCGAAGAGGCGAAGAACCCAAUGAGAUCCAUCCCCAUCGGCAUCGUGGCCUCGCUGCUCAUCUGUUUCUUCGCCUACUUUGGCGUUUCCGCCGCCCUGACCAUGAUGAUGCCAUACUACGCGCUGAACUCGGAGAGUCCUCUGCCUGAGGCCUUCAGUCAUGUGGGCUGGGCUCCUGCCAGGUACAUCGUGGCUGUGGGUUCCCUCUGCGCUCUGUCCACAAGCCUCCUGGGCUCCAUGUUCCCCAUGCCCCGUGUUAUUUACGCCAUGGCCGAAGACGGCCUGCUGUUCCGCUCGCUGUCCAGGAUGAACCCCCGCACGAAGACCCCCAUCCUGGCCACCAUCGUUUCUGGCAUCGUUGCAGCUCUGAUGGCAUUCCUGUUUGACCUGGGAGCCCUGGUCGACCUCAUGUCCAUAGGAACUCUGCUGGCCUACUCGUUGGUGGCCAUCUGUGUCCUAAUUCUUCGGUAUCAGCCGGGCAAUCUAAACUCACCCAGUCAGACGGAGAAGCUGGUGGAGCUGGUGGAAGGGGAGAAGGUGGCUGUAGGUGGAGAGGACAGCGGUGACGAGUAUGGGAUGGAGACAGACGACCGUUCCCUCAAAGAGACCUUCACCAUCAAGCUGCUCUUCUGUCCAAGUGGAAAAGUCCCGACGCAGACCUCUGGGACCAUCGUCUACGGCACUACUGCUGUCAUAUCUGUUCUCAUCACAGCGCUCUGCAUCAUCCUGGCCAACUGUCUGGAUGGUCUGCUCAAGGCUCAUCCAGGUGUCCUGGUCCCUUGUGUCAUCUUGGCUCUGCUCUGUGUCGUCUGCAUCAUCAUCAUCUGGAGGCAGCCGGAGAGUAAAGAGGCUCUCACCUUCAAGGUCCCUCUGCUGCCCUGGCUGCCCCUGUUCAGUGUUUUUGUCAACAUCUACCUCAUGAUGCAGCUGGAUUUGGGUACAUGGUGCCGGUUCGCUGUCUGGAUGCUGAUUGGUUUCGCCAUCUACUUCUUCUACGGAAUCCAGAACAGCAGUGAAGCCACCAACAGGUCGUCCCCACGUAAAUACGAACCCGCGCUGCAGAACAAGAGCCCCAUUUACAAGGGCGCCCCUGACGAGAGCGACGUAGAGGGGGGCAGCAGCCCCUGAUGUGGAGCGGCACAGACCUGAGGGGGGCGACGUAGAGCAGCUACUCUCCAAUCAUCUGGAGCAUAGGUGGAUUAGAACGCUGCUCUGGGUUUAACGGGAGAGAGGGCAGGAAAACGCCACACACCUCAUACCUCUGAUUCGGAGGCUGAUUAACUUGACUACUAGACGCCAUUUUCUGGACCAUCCGUUUGGUUUGAUUAAGCCUUUACCCUCAGCAGGCGUAACACAACGGAACUUUGUUACGUUUUAACCGUUCUGGCUUUUAAGGACCACAGUAUGAACUCACUCGCACCCCCGAGUGACGCGUCAGAGCCCAGCAACAACACCGCCGCUCAUCACCUCUUCUUCAUGUGUCUGGUUUACGGUCUUAGUGCAACGGCUUGUUGUUGAGUUUACGUAAGGUCGGGUCCAUGUUUAUGUUCAACAUCCAAAGCUUAUUGCCCCACAGACCCUCAGACAACCGCUCUGGUUUCACUCGUUCUGUGGCCUUUGAUUUCAACUCUUCAGACUUAAAUUAGAGCUUUGUUCCUAACCGUUUAUGUCAAAUAGUCCUUUUAAUGAGUUUCUUACAUAUCUGUUUAAAGAUCCUUCCCAGACUUAUUCUUAGAUGAAAGAGCUUUUCUGUUAGGAGGAAUUAGGACCUUCGAUAAAACUGAAGUUGGUUUUAUUUCCCACUAAAAUCUAGUUUUACAGCCAGGUUUUUUAACUUCUUGUGAAAAAGUUUUCCACAAAGGUUGAAACAUUUAUUUCUUGGCAGCUUUGUCUGUUAAGUUCUCUUCACUUGUGUUUAUUUUUACACUUUAUUUACUUCUGUUUAAUAGAAAUGUUAAUAUUUAUGUGUUUAUAGUUGUUUUUGGUAUAUCUUAAAAUACGUUUCCUUGCCAUUACGUAUUCAUUUGCACAAAUGUGCUUUUUAGACAAUGUUCCUGUACAGUUUUUAGACUGCUGAUCUUUUUUAUUAUUAUUAUUUUCUGUCACAUGAAAUAUUUUGGUCCCUCUCAACCAAACUGAACUAUUUUGGAAACUGCUUUCCAAAAAAAAAAAGAUUGACCACUAAAAGUUGGUUUUUUAACAUAUUUAAACCUAUUUUUACCCAUAAUCCUUUGGAGUCCAUCGGAGAGCUUAUUUGCUGUGCUAGUAAAGUGCUUUACUGUAGAGUGUACAGUAUUCGCCGAGAACUGGAUCUUUGUAUAAAUGCUGUAAAAUAUGCAUAUAUCAUUUGUAUUUGGGGGCGAAUGUGAACUUAAAUGUAAUUCGAGGCCGUUUUUGUAAAUUAACCAGGAAGGAAUCGAUGCUGCUGAAAGCCAAAUCAGAUCUGCUCCUGUGGAAGCUAAAGUCUCUGGACCAAAUCCCCCAAAGUGGAGCAGAUCUUUAGUCCUCCUGCUGAUUAAAUCCAAACCGAAGGAUUUGUCACAGGUUGCAUCAGCUGAAAACGAAGAGGCUUUCCACAGAAACCUGCCACUAAAUUAUCUGCGUGAAGCGUCUGACUCAUGGCGCUCAUCACACCCCGCCUUUGUGCCUUUUGGAAAAACGUAUCCAGUCAUCUCCCCGUUUGGUGCUGUCUCAUCAACAGCAGCACCUUAUUUCUGUUUUGCAUCCUGUACAUACUGCUGUCAUGUAAAAAUAAACUGUAUUUUAAUUUUCCUUUUUUAAUAAAAGUGAUGCAUAUUGUG
Messenger RNA from Nothobranchius furzeri (turquoise killifish), 4817 nucleotides. The record is from RefSeq and is a predicted model, not a curated record. NCBI's taxonomy places the organism in Eukaryota, Metazoa, Chordata, Actinopteri, Cyprinodontiformes, Nothobranchiidae.